Molecule: messenger RNA, 3700 nt
Organism: Ziziphus jujuba (common jujube)
Lineage: Eukaryota; Viridiplantae; Streptophyta; Magnoliopsida; Rosales; Rhamnaceae
Product: kinesin-like protein KIN-14G
Exons: 19
Coding region: 407-3493 (1028 amino acids)
Biological process (GO): microtubule-based movement
Molecular function (GO): microtubule motor activity; ATP binding; microtubule binding
Source: RefSeq, a predicted model, not a curated record
GAGAGAGAGAGAGAGAAAGCUGAGAAAAACAGAGGGAAAGUGAGAGAAAGAGCGAGAAAAUAUUCCCAAACCCAAUUUUCUUCUCUCUUCACUUCCCAUAACUCUUUCACGACCCAUCUUCAAAACCCUACUCUUCUUUUAUCAUCAAUCUUUAUUCUCUUUCUUUUGAGAAUUCAAUAACUUUUUUUUUUCUUUAAAUAGACAAACAGAAAGAAAAUAAAUAAAUAAACAAACAAACAAAAUUCAGAAUUUGUCGUAGUUUUCCAUUACAAUCCGGUUUCUUGCAACGUUUCUUGAAGUUGGUUUUGAUAAAUGUAUAUAGAAAUUGAAAUUUGAAACUGGGUUAGUUGAAAUUUUAACGGUCAGAUAAUUUCUUCUUCUGGUUUUUUUUGGGGGGAGUUUGAUAAUGGCGACAGAGCAAGUCAUUCCUUUCUCUGUAGCUUCUUUGGUUGAGGAUGUUCUUCAUCAGCAUGGAGCCCGUUCGAAACAACAGCUUGACUUGGCUUCCAGGAAGACAGAAGAAGCUUCCUUGAGAAGGUAUGAAGCAGCUGGGUGGCUCAGAAAGACAGCUGGAAUUGUAAAUGGUAAAGAUUUGCCGGCUGAGCCUUCUGAAGAAGAAUUCAGGCUUGCAUUGAGGAGUGGAAUUAUCCUGUGCCAUGUUAUUAACAAGGUUCAUCCCGGAGCUGUGCCAAAGGUAGUUGGAGGCCCUUGUGAUUCUGCAGUCAAUCCCGACGGGGCGGCUCUUUCGGCUUUUCAGUACUUUGAAAAUGUAAGAAACUUCCUUGUAGCUGUGGAAGAAUUGGGGCUCCCAACCUUUGAAAACUGUGAUCUGGAACAGGGAGGGAAAUCUGCAAGACUUGUGAACUGUGUCUUAGCACUCAAAUCAUAUAGUGAAUGGAAAGAAGGAGGUGGGAGUGGCUCAUGGAAAUUAGGUGGAAAUGUGAAACCAGUUACCUCUUGGAAACCCUUUCAGCGGAAAAAUGCAGAACCUACUGUGAAUUCCUUUUUGAGGACCUUGUCGGGUCAGCAGACUUCAAAUGCAGAUGUUGGCCAAGACCUCAAUGAAACAGGCUCCUCUCGUUCCUUAACUAUGCUAGUCCGCGAAGUUCUUUCAGACAAGAGGCAAGAAGAAAUUCCCCUCGUUAUCGAAUCAAUGCUUAGUAAAAUCAUGGAGGAGUUUGAGCGUCGUUUAGCAAGCCAAACUGAAAAGGUGAAAACAAUUCCAAAAGAUAUUCAACAGUCUGGCCCUGAUGAGUCUCUUUCAAAAACCGCUUCAGAUGAUAUAAUGACGGAAGCAGAAGAUGCCACUCAAAGUAAAAGGGAAGAAUGCCAGAAUGAAAUGUAUAAUCAUGAUGAAGGAUCAAAAAAACAGUUUUUUAAGCAGCUUAUGCUGAUUGAACAACAAAGGAAUGAUAUUCAGGAACUGAAACUUACUCUUCAUGGUACGAAAUCCGGAAUUCAGUUUUUACAAACGAAUUAUCAGGAGGAGUUCAACAAAUUAGGUAAGCACCUCCAUGGUCUGGCUCAUGCUGCUACUAGCUACCAGAGGGUUCUUGAAGAAAACCGUAAGCUAUACAAUCAAGUGCAGGACCUGAAAGGAAAUAUAAGAGUAUACUGUCGAGUUCGACCCUUCUUGGAUGGUCAAGCAAGCCGUUUUAGUACCAUCGAUCACAUAGAUGAGGGAAACAUUACAAUUCUCACCCCUUCCAAAUAUGGCAAAGAGGGAAGGAAGUUAUUUACUUUCAACAAAGUGUUUGGUCCUGCUGCUACCCAAGAGGGAGUAUUUUCAGAUACACAGCCUCUGAUUCGAUCUGUUCUUGAUGGUUACAAUGUAUGUAUAUUUGCUUACGGCCAAACAGGAUCAGGAAAAACUUUUACCAUGACUGGGCCCAGAGAGCUUACAGAGGAAAGUAAAGGUGUAAACUACAGGGCAUUAGGUGAUCUAUUUCUUCUUUCAGAACAGAGAAAAGAUACCAUUUCCUACGAAAUUUCGGUUCAGAUGCUUGAAAUUUACAACGAGACAGUCAAGGACCUCCUUGUGACAGACGGUGUUAACAAAAAAUUAGAAAUCCGAAACAGUUCUGUAAAUGGAAUUAAUGUACCAGAUGCAAAUCUUGUACCUGUUGCAUCAACAUCUGAUGUCAUAUAUUUGAUGAAUCUUGGUCAAAAAAACCGUGCAGUGAGUGCUACAGCUAUGAAUGAUCGGAGUAGUAGAUCUCAUAGCUGCUUGACAGUUCAUGUUCAAGGACGAGACCUAACAUCUGGAACUGUUCUUCGCGGUUGCAUGCAUUUGGUUGACCUGGCCGGAAGUGAAAGGGUUGACAAAUCUGAGGUGACAGGAGAUAGACUAAAGGAGGCUCAACAUAUCAACAAAUCUCUUUCAGCUCUAGGAGAUGUGAUUGCCUCUCUUUCUCAGAGGAAUGCACACGUUCCUUACAGAAACAGUAAACUCACACAACUCCUUCAAGACUCACUUGGGGGACAAGCAAAGACGCUCAUGUUUGUUCAUAUUAGCCCAGAGCCUGAAGCUCUGGGAGAAACAAUUAGUACACUGAAGUUUGCUGAACGAGUUUCAACUAUUGAGCUUGGUGCUGCAAAAGUUAACAAAGAUAGUGCAGAUGUGAAAGAGCUUAAAGAACAGAUUGCUAGUCUUAAGGCAGCUUUAGCAAGGAAGGAGGGAGACAGAGAUCAGCUUCAACAUUCUCGAUCCUGCAGCCCGGAUAGAGUUAGAAUGAAGUCUGAAGGGUCUUCACCUCUGCAUCCUAGUUGGAGAAGUACAGGAGAUUUGACCGCUGGUCAUAGGCAUCCAAUAGAGGACGUUAGAGAGGUUCGAAACAAGUCUGCAACAAAACUGAAAAGACGAAGUUUAGACCUCCAUGACAUGAUAAGGAGUACAAGUCCUUGGCCCCAUGUUGGCGAUCCAGAGCCGAAUGGAAAGGAAGAUGAUAAGGAUUCAGUUUCAAGUGACUGGGUUGAUAAGGUAAUGGUGAACAAGAUGGAAAGUCUAAGUAGAGAGGAUAGUCUGGUAGAUUGUUGGGAUGAAGACAACAACCACAUACCAGAAAUAUUUGGUCAGAGUUAUCUCCCAGACCCUCCAAAGAUAUACCCUGAACAGUUUGGCAAAGUCAUAGGGAACAAAAAGGAGAGCCAAGAUUAUGAUGCUCAGAAGAAUAAUAUUCGAUAUGAGAUGGCCACCACUGAUGAGUCUGAUGAACUUGAGGCUGCAACCAGUGAUUCAUCAGAGCCAGACAUGCUUUGGCAACUAAAUCCACCUAAAACUACCAUUACCAACAUUCCAAACGGCUUGGGACAAAAAACUAAGAAGACCACCUAUCCAAGGCCAUCUAGAAUCCUAGAAGCUAGGAGUUUAAUUCCAUCAUUAAUUCCAUCACCGGUAAGAAAAGCACCAAAUGGGGUUACUCAGCCUUCCAACAGACCAGUAAGGCAUGGAGUUAACCCAGACGGGAAGAGGAGAGCUGGGAAUGCAAAGUGAUAGUGCUCGUUAAUGGGGGUUUUUGAGGGAAAGUUGGUUUUUUUUAUAUUUUGUGUAUGUAUUUAUUUGUUUAGUUAGUGAGAGCGAGAAAGAGAGAAAGAGAGUAUUUUGUAUUGUAAAAUGGCAAUUGUUAUUCUAGUUGCCUGAGGUUUGCACCUUGCAAAUUUCAUUUGGUUUAUACGGGUGUGAAUUUUUAUUUUUUCUUUU